AUGGUUAUUACGGUUAUAUUGUUUGGAGCUUUGAUUAGCGUUUUCUUUUACUAUGUUUGGACUUUAAAAUCACAUUAUGAAUAUUUUGCACGACGAAAUAUUCCUGGUCCACGACCUAAGUUCUUCUUUGGUCAUUAUUUGAGUAUGUGGAGUACACCUUCCUUUGAUCGUCAAAUUCAAAAAUGGACUCAUCAAUAUGGUCCUAUUUAUGGAAUUUUUCAAGGAACACACCCGAUAUAUGUUGUAUCAAAUGUUGAUUUCUUACAAGAAGUAUUCAUCAAACAAUUUUCGGUGUUUCAUUCACGUCCUCAAAACAUUCUUCUUCGAAUGCUUAAAAGUAAUGUAGCUAAUCUAUUUUCUGCACGUGCUAAUCAAUGGCGACGUCAACGAUAUGUUAUUAAUCCAACAUUUACAACUGAUGAAAAUAAUAAUAAUGAAUUUAAUAUUUUUGCCUUAUACAAACGGUUGACUAUGGAUGUUAUUUGGCAUUGUGCAUUUGGCAUUGAUACGGAUCUACAAAAUGAUAAUGAUAACAUGUAUAUGAAAAAAUCACUAGCCUGUUUUUCUCGUGAUCCAGAACAAAUGUUCUUUGUGAGAUUAGCUAAUUUAAUGCCAUUUCUUAUUCCAUUAUUAAUUAAAAUUAUGACUAGUUCUAUUACAUUAAUAAACUUUCUACAUUCAUUAAUGCCAUCAAUGAUGCAUAAUAUUGAAGGUCCUCCUCAAUUAUGGAUUGUUCAACAAAUUGAAAAUGUUGUUAAACAAAGAUUAACAACCCAAAAUAAACGAAUAGAUUUACUUCAAUUAAUGUUAGAUGCAUCUACACAACAAGAAAUUAAAGAUCAUGAAAAUAAUGAAUCAAUAUCAAAAAAACUUCAAUAUAAAGAAGUAUCAACGAAUGCAGCAUUGUUUUUAAAUGCUGGUUAUGAAACAACAUCACUUAAUCUUGCUUAUUCAACAUAUGAAUUAGCUAUACAUCCAAAUAUUCAAACUAAAUUACAAGCAGAAAUUGAUGAAUAUUGGAAAGAUGAAGAAGAAAUUGAUUAUGAAAUAAUUAAUAAUAUGAAAUAUUUGGAUAUGUUUAUACGAGAAGUUCUUCGACUACAUGCUAUUACACAUAGAGUUUUUAGUCGAGAAUGUUCUCAAUCAACAAUUGUUUGUGGACAUUACAUUGAAAAAGGUAGUAUUAUCCAAGCGGAUGCAUAUUCAAUUCAUCGUAAUAUUGAUUUAUGGGGACCUGACGACCCGAACGAAUUUGUUCCUGAACGUCAUAUGAUAAAACGACAUCCAUUGGCUUAUAUGCCAUUUGGUGUUGGGCCAAGGAAUUGUGUUGGAAUGAAAUUUGCAUUAAUGACAUUAAAAAUUACUUUAGCAAAUAUAUUACAUAGAUAUACAAUUUUACCUGGUGAGAAACUUGAACAAGGAAUGAAAAGACAAGAAACUGUAACUUUAUCGCCAGAAGCUAUUUACAUACGAAUUGAAAAACGAUCAAAAUAA
Molecule: messenger RNA, 1494 nt
Organism: Rotaria sordida
Lineage: Eukaryota; Metazoa; Rotifera; Eurotatoria; Philodinida; Philodinidae
Source: the annotation of a GenBank genome assembly